AUGAAUUGGGAUCAUGAACAUAGGCCUUGUGACAAGGUGGAGAUCAAUGAAGCAGUCGGAAAACUUUUGCAGAGCUUCAAUUACGACAACAUUGUACCUCAGCCUACCAAGGGUGGCGGUUGCAUGAGGCGCAAGCAUGUAAAGAGGCCGAUGAACGCGUUCAUGGUGUUCGCGCAGGCAAUGCGCCGGCGCCUUUCAGAGCAGCGACCCUCGCUACACAACGCUGAGCUUAGCAAGUCGCUUGGAUCUAUGUGGAAAAGUCUCAGCGAGGAAGAAAAACUGCCAUUUGUGAAAGAAGCAAACCAACUGAGAAUUCAGCAUAAAAGAGAAUACCCCGAUUACAAAUAUCAGCCACGGCGGCGCAAACCACCACCCACCUCAACUUCUGCAAGAUUGAAACGAGAACCUUCCCCAGAGAGAUCUCAAAUUGAUUUCUCGAGAAUAGAAGUAGAGUCUGGAGAGUUGCUAGCAGACGGUCCACCGGAUGGUGCUGAAUUGGAUCAGUAUUUGAAGCCAGGUCCAAUACCCGAUUACCACGAGUUACAGCCUCGUUACACGACACACUCCUUGGCGCACCAUCCAUCGCAGCUUUACGCACCUGUGCCAUCCCAUCUGCAUCCAUCUUGUGCGGACUGGCAGUACCACACUGGGCAUCCCUAAAUAAGAAUGUUGCGUGAUUAGAAAGUGUCUAAAAGUUCAUCCCUUUCAAUGACUGAAACAUAAUUCGUCUACUUCGAAAUCUUAACUAAUUAAUAUGGCGUCAUACUAAUACUUUAGUUCUUUUUGUGACCUUUUUUAAAGUGUGCUGACCUGACGAGGUCAAAAGAGUUGUUGCAAAAUGUUUUUAUAACCUACAAAAAUAGGUCACAUGGCUAUUCAGAAUUUGUAAAUAAUAUGAUGGCACAUGGUGGCUUGCAGACGCGCACGUGCGUGUAAUCAGGGAUGUUAUAUUAGACAAACAUUAUCAUUGCCAUGUUUAUAGAUUAAAGAUAUUGCUGUUGAAGUUUGCAGUGAUUUAAUAAUUACUUCAACGAACUCUUAUUUGGUUUGUGAAUAAAAAUUGUAUGAUAUAAACUUUUCCAUGUUUCAAAAUAGGUACU
Molecule: messenger RNA, 1100 nt
Organism: Hyposmocoma kahamanoa
Lineage: Eukaryota; Metazoa; Arthropoda; Insecta; Lepidoptera; Cosmopterigidae
Product: transcription factor SOX-9-like
Exons: 3
Coding region: 1-660 (219 amino acids)
Biological process (GO): cell differentiation; anatomical structure morphogenesis; regulation of DNA-templated transcription
Molecular function (GO): RNA polymerase II cis-regulatory region sequence-specific DNA binding; DNA-binding transcription factor activity, RNA polymerase II-specific
Source: RefSeq, a predicted model, not a curated record